Hydra vulgaris (swiftwater hydra) is the source of this 794-nucleotide messenger RNA. The record is from RefSeq and is a predicted model, not a curated record. NCBI's taxonomy places the organism in Eukaryota, Metazoa, Cnidaria, Hydrozoa, Anthoathecata, Hydridae.
AUAUUUGUACAUUCUUAUAAUAGAUAGCAUAAUGACAUUAUAGGGCAAACUAAAAUUGUUGACCACAAAUAAUGACAUUAUAGUACUAACCAGAACGUUGCCAUUUCAAGAUAGCUAUUUGGAUACUAUUCAUUAUUAUUUUUUUGACCUGGUGUGUAAUUAUGUCUGCUGAGCAGAAAGAAGAAUUGUUGGAUGAGUUUUUAUGCAACAAGCCAACACCCAGUAACACACAAGACAAAUUUUUUGAUAGUGUUAUUGGUUUUAUUGAGGAUAUCGUAGUCCAUCCAGAUUUUCAGCACAAGCAAACAAACUUUUUAGAUAAGUAUUGCCAUGAGUUUGAGCAUUGUGAAGAAAAUAAACUUAUAUAUACUCCCAUAUUUAAUGAGUAUGUUAGCAUGAUUGAGAAACACAUUGAAAGUGAACUGGUGCUACGUUUGCCUAAAUUUGAUAUGUCAGAGUUCAUGAAAAUUCUGCCUGCAAGAAGAAAUGAGGUCAGUGAGGAAUUAUUUGAGAUGUUGCUCAGUUUAACAGACUUUUUGAUAUUUAAAGAAUUGAUUUUAGACCAUAAAUCUUAUCGUGAUGGCAAAGUAGCUGAUUUAUCAUUUGGAUUGACUGUUACCUCAUUUAGGAAACAUUGAUAAUAAAGCUUAAGAUUUUUUGCUUCUACAUUUACAAUUUGUAAUUGAGCUUCUCAUAUUUUGACAUCCAAUCAAAAUGCAGAAGCAAUAAGCAGAUUCUAAAAAGUUGUAAAUCAUUUCUGAUAACGAAACAGUCAAAGUUUUAACAAGUAAAAA